Messenger RNA from Rana temporaria (common frog), 1650 nucleotides. Its product is annotated as oocyte zinc finger protein XlCOF8.4-like. The transcript is spliced from 6 exons. Gene Ontology annotation, molecular function: RNA polymerase II cis-regulatory region sequence-specific DNA binding; DNA-binding transcription factor activity. The record is from RefSeq and is a predicted model, not a curated record. Gene Ontology annotation, biological process: regulation of transcription by RNA polymerase II. Bases 134 to 1579 code for a protein of 481 amino acids. NCBI's taxonomy places the organism in Eukaryota, Metazoa, Chordata, Amphibia, Anura, Ranidae.
AGCAAACUGAAAUUGGAAGGAGAAUACAGCUGCUAGAUACGUCUGCUCUGUCUAUUGUGUAUUUACUUCUACAGUGCAGCCAGUGAGUGAGCUGAGGCUUCUGCAAAAGGUACCAGAGUUUGUUUUCUCAGUCAUGACUGAUCCAAAUAGAACGGACCAGGAAAGAAAGAUAUUGACCGAGAGAAUAUACAAAGAAAGGAAGAAAAUGACAAAGAGUAUCUUGAACCUCACCCUGGAGAUUAUCUACCUGUUGACCGGAGAGGAUUACACAGUAGUAAAAAAGACAGCUUGUGAGUGCAUGACAACCAGCUUCAAUCCUUAUGCGUCAGCGCAGUGGAAGAGGAGCCAGGGCCCCACCAAGGAACUUCUACCUCCUUUCCUAAUAGUGGAGAAAAACAAAGAGAAAAAGAUUUUAGAAGUCAUCGACAACAUUGUUAAACUGCUGACGGGAGAGGUAAGCGGUUAUGGGAGAUAUGGGACAUUAUUCAGUAACAAAAGGGAUCUUUUGUAUCUGGAUGGUGACGUCAGUGUGUGUGUGUUUCCUACAGAUGGAUCCAGUAACAAAAAUACAACAGAGAGUUGUCCCCGUCCUCUGUAUUCCCAGGAUUCUACAAAAGAAAAUCGCAACAUUUCUCAGGAUGAUCAGGGUGAAGACCUGAUUAUUAUAAAGGUGGAAGACAUAGAUAAUGAAGAGACAUAUAUAAGGGGUGAUGAGCUGUGUAAGGAAAUCCCUCCAGAGAUCAGCACAGAUGGUGAAACAGAUGACGACAUUGCUUCCAGUUCUUCAGAGGAAGCCCCCCUUACCCCAGAUCUCCAUCCAGGUCUUCACACCACUGAUCUGUUAUCUGAUCCCUCCACACAUGGUAGAUUUCUUCCUGACUGCUCACCACCUGUCGCCUUUCAUACUCCUCAUAGAGUAAGUAAAACCCGAUUUAUGGGAGGAACAAACAUGAUCACCCAUCGACCAGCUGGGGAAAUGCCUUAUUCAUGUACUGAAUGUGGGAAAUAUUUUCCUUGGAAAGCACUCCUUAUUAGACACCAGAGAACCCACACCGGAGAGAAGCCAUUCUCAUGUUCUGUAUGUGGCAAAUGUUUCGCCCAGAAAUCCAUCCUCGUCCGGCACGAAAAGGUUCACGUAGACGAGAAGCCAUUCUCCUGUUCGGAAUGCGGAAAGUGCUUCCGGCAGAAGUCUGACCUCGCUAUACACGAAAGGGUUCACACUGCCGAGAAGCCGUUUUCCUGUCCCGAAUGUGGUCAGUGUUUUACGCAGAGGGGAAAUCUAAUGUCGCACCUGAGGAGGCACACCGGGGUGAAGCCCUUUUCCUGUUCUGAAUGUGGGAAAUGUUUCUCGUGGAAAAUGCUUCUGAUAAAACACCAACGGAUGCACACGGGAGAGAAGCCCUAUUGCUGCUCGGUAUGUGGGAAAUGCUUUACUGAUAAGGCAAAUCUUCUGCAGCAUGAACGAAUUCACACCGGUGACUACCCGUACACCUGUCCACACUGUGGGAGAGGCUUUGCCCAUAAAUCGAGCCUGGUCCGACAUGAGAGGGUCCACAUGGGCGAUCAGCCAUGUUCAUAAAGGAAGGAUCCCCUUUUCGAUGUGUAUUGAUUGCAAUAAGACAGGGCUCGACAAAUCCCGGUCACCAGGUC